AUGAAAAGGGGGAGAGUUAGGAUUCUGUUGAAACGGGAAGAUGGGAGCCUCUGCAAUCCGACGUUUGAGGGAUUGAACUGCAUUUGGAUGGUAAUUGUUCAACAUGUAGAUCCAGUUGGGAGUGGGCUAGGGAAAGUGGUUGUCGUUGAAGCUGUCGGGCCCGACUGCGUUGCAUCUGGAGAAGCUACGCCCUUCAAAUUACUUGGGCUUAAGGAUGGCCAGCAGUAG
This is a messenger RNA of Striga hermonthica, 228 nucleotides long. The record is from the annotation of a GenBank genome assembly. NCBI's taxonomy places the organism in Eukaryota, Viridiplantae, Streptophyta, Magnoliopsida, Lamiales, Orobanchaceae.